This is a messenger RNA of Acanthosepion pharaonis, 549 nucleotides long. Lineage: Eukaryota; Metazoa; Mollusca; Cephalopoda; Sepiida; Sepiidae. The record is from the annotation of a GenBank genome assembly.
AUGACUGAAAGACUUUCCCCACGUCGGGGCAGUCUGUUCUUCCCCAAUGUCGGGGGCAGUCUGGCAAUUUUUUUCCCCACGUCAUUAAAAUUCCUUUCCCCAUCUCGGGGGCAGUCUGGCCAAGAAGACUUUCCCCCACGUCGGGGCAGUCUGGCCAAGAAGACUUUCCCCAAAAUAACCAAAGACUUUCCCCACGUCCGCAGUCUGAAGAAGUUUCCCCAAAGUCUGGCCAAACACCACGUCGGGGCAGUCUGGCCAAAAUUUUUUCCCCAUUUUGUCAUCUGGCCAAGAAGACUUUCCCCACGUCGGGGGCAGUCUGGCCAAGAAGACUUUCCCCAUCGGGGGCAGUCUGGCCAUAUAUUUCCCCGUCAUAGUCUGGCCAUAAGACUUUCCCCACGUCGGGGCAGUCUGGCCAAGAAGACUUUCCCCCACGUCAGGGGCAGUCUGGCCAGAAGACUUUCCCCACGUCAGGGGCAGUCUGGCCUGUUAGACUUUCCCCCAUCAGGGGCAGUCUGGCCAUUUCCCCACGUCAGGGCAGUCUGGCCAUAA